AUGGCUCCUCUCAUCUUAACAUGGUAUUCAGAGCGUAGUCCUAGCGCGUCGCCAUACCGCCCUUAUCACUCUCCCGCGCCUUCCCAUUCGUCGCGCCUCCUUCUCCUCCCUUUUCUGACGGUCGCGCGCCCAUUUUCGCCCAAAGCGCGCUCUGCCAUCCCCCCCCUUUCCCCGUCCCGUCGUGCGCGCAUUGCGCUCCCGCAGCCGCGCGCGCUAAGCACCGUCCAGCAGCGCGCGCGCCUGCCCUUCCUUGUGGCGCAUCCUGCCCUUCCUCAAUCCGCCCCUUCACCCUCCUCCUCCUCUCCUCUCUCCCACUGGUUCCCUCUCCACUAUCUCACCCCUCCUCCACCUCUUUCCUCUCUUCAUCUGCUGCAGCUGGUAGCUGAUUGUGUUGUCGGCGCAGCAGCAGCCUUCUUCGCCGCUAUCCCUCCUCCUCUGGUUUCUCCCCUCAUCGGCUCAGCAGCAGACUACUUCGCCAUUUUCCCUCCUCUGGUUUCUCCCCGCAUCGGCUCAGCAGCAGACUACUUCGCCAUUUUCCCUCCUCCUCUUGUUUCUCCCCUCAUCGGCUCAGCAGCAGACUACUUCGCCAUUUUCCCUCACCCUCUGGUUUCUCCCCGCAUCGGCUCAGCAGCAGACUACUUCGCCACUUUCCCUCCUCCUCUUGUUUCUCCCCUCAGCGGCUCAGCAGCAGACUACCCCGCCCUUAUUCCUCCGCCUCUUAAAUCUCUCCCCACAUCUGCUCUACAGCUUGCAGUCAACUUCCCCAGUUGGCUGAACUGUCUUGAGCGCACGCUGUCUGGCACCCUCGUGAGUGGCUUGAACCUUUGGUUUGUCACUCAGCAGAGUGGUUCUAGCGCCAUUCCUACCUCUCCCUCUGCACCCACCUCUUCCUCCUCUUACCUCUAUGCUGAUGGCCUCCGUGCUGCCAUUGCUGAAACUGUGCGGCUUGUGGCCACGGCGCAAGCCACUGCCAUGGCUGCUCCUGACAAUGCUGGUGCAUAUCACUUAGCUCGUAUUCUUGUUGAGUCCCUUGAGAGCACCUGCAAGCGCCUCACUGGGCACCUCGCUGCCCCUUCUCCUCGCUCUACCUCUACGCCCCUUUCCUGUGCUCCAUCUCACUCUGAACUUCUCGCUGACUGGCAUUACUCGCACAUCCGCUAUGCCAAGGACCUUCUCGGCUAUCUCACCGAGCGCUUUCAGUCACAAACUCCCAUCAGCGUCAUUGCCCUCUUACGCGAGCUCACCUCUCUUCGUCUUGCUGACUUCACCACCAUGGCAGACUACAUCGCUCAAGUGCAGACGCUGUCCUCCCAACUUGCCGCUCAACAGUUUGAACUUUCUGAUCAAGUGUGCGGUGCCCUCCUCCUCACAGGCCUCACUCCUGAAUACAGUGUUCAUGUCACCUUGUAUGGUGAGCGCCCCGACGACCAGUGGUCGUUCUCCCGUGUCUCUGCCUUCCUCCUCCAGGCAGAGCUCAACCUCCGCAGCUGCCCUCCUACUGCCGCUGCUGUCACACCCUCUUCUGCCCCUCCUCCUCUCUCCACCACCACUGCCGCCGCUGCUUCUUCUCGCCCUCGCAACACCUUUCCUCCUUGCACCUACAUCAUUCGCCAGUAUCUUCGUCCCACAGCUGCUGCUCUUUCCCUCCCUCGCACUCUUGAGUUUGUUCUUGACAGUGGUGCUACUGACUCUGUCUUUUGUGAUGCUGGUGUGAUUCGCUCUUUUCCCUGUCCCCUCUCCAUUCAAGGGGCUGGGGAUACCAUGACCAUGACUUGCACCGCUAUUUCUUCUCUUCCCUGUCUUGCCUCCCCCUCUGGUGCUGUGACUGGCCUCUAUGUUACUUCAUGCCGCCACAACCUUCUCUCUCUCUCUCUCUGCUCUUCAACGUCUUUGUGUGCAAGCUAUCUUUCCUGA
Messenger RNA from Closterium sp. NIES-65, 1914 nucleotides. The record is from the annotation of a GenBank genome assembly. Lineage: Eukaryota; Viridiplantae; Streptophyta; Zygnematophyceae; Desmidiales; Closteriaceae.